This is a messenger RNA of Bombina bombina (fire-bellied toad), 2142 nucleotides long. Its product is annotated as acyl-coenzyme A synthetase ACSM3, mitochondrial. The transcript has 14 exons. NCBI's taxonomy places the organism in Eukaryota, Metazoa, Chordata, Amphibia, Anura, Bombinatoridae. The record is from RefSeq and is a predicted model, not a curated record. The coding region runs from base 207 to 2000 and encodes 597 amino acids. Gene Ontology annotation, molecular function: fatty-acyl-CoA synthase activity; fatty acid ligase activity. Gene Ontology annotation, cellular component: mitochondrial matrix. Gene Ontology annotation, biological process: fatty acid biosynthetic process; acyl-CoA metabolic process.
AAAACUCCUUUUGCACAGCAACAACAUCAUUUCUAGCCAGAUCAUUAGUACCUAGGUGAACAAUAACAUCUAACUCACUGGCUUUUCUAGCUGCCUUAACAAUUCUUGAAAUACGAUUUAAAUGAUCUCUGUGAGCGGUAGAACCUGGAAGACAUCUAACCUCUCUCAAGUCUCCUUUAUCAUCAUCUAUCUGUACAGUUCUUAAAAUGGAGUCACCUAUUAACAAGGUUAACUAUCUAUUAGAAUUUCUGUUUACUAUGAAAAUUCCUCUAAAAACCAGCUACAUUCCUGUCUACAUUACACAGAAAUUGUAUUCUAGACAUUUCUGCAAGUUUCAAAGGCGUCUUACACCUCAGAACUUUACAGACUACGAAGACAUAAAGCUGAGCUACAAGCCCAAAGUGCCAGAAUACUUUAACUUUGCAAGUGAUAUCUUAGAUAGAUGGACUGCAGUUGAAAAGGAAUCUGGCAGCUCAAAUCCAGCUCUCUGGUGGUUAGGAGAUGAAGAAAGUGAAGUCAAGUGGAGCUUUGAGGAGCUGGGGUUUCUCUCCAGGAAAGUCGCAAACAUACUUACAGAUGCCUGCGGCUUAAAACCAGGCGACAGAGUUAUUGUGAUUCUACCUCGUGUGCCAGAAUGGUGGUUGCUAAAUGUAGCGUGUAUAAGAGCAGGUUUGGUGCUGAUCCCAGGGACAACACAACUCACAGCAAAAGACAUUCUACAGCGGCUACAAACUUCAGAGUCUAAAUGCAUUAUUACUAGCGAAGCGCUAGCACCAGCGGUGGACUCGGUUGCAUCUCAGUCUCCAUGUUUAAAGACUAAACUACUCAUAUCCGAAGGGACCCGGGAAGGCUGGUUGAAUUAUAACAAAUUAUUUAAGGAUGCGAAUGAUAGCCACAGCUGUGUGAAGACGAAAAGUAAAGAUCCUAUGACAAUCUAUUUUACAAGUGGUACAACAGGCUUCCCAAAAAUGACAGAGCACAGUCACUGCAGCUAUGGGCUUGGGUUGACAGUGAAUGGCAGAUACUGGUUGGAUCUGACCUCAUCAGAUGUAUUCUGGAACACGUCAGACACAGGCUGGGCAAAGUCUGCAUGGAGCAGUGUAUUCGCCCCAUGGAUUCAGGGCUCCUGCGUGUUUGUCCACAGCAUGCCAAGAUUUGACCCACCUACUGUACUAAAAACACUGUCUACUUAUCCCAUAACAACGUUUUGCGCAGCUCCCACUGCGUAUCGUAUGCUUGUGUUGCAGGAUCUUGUUGGGUACAAAUUCAAGAACCUAAACCACUGUACCAGUGCGGGGGAGCCCAUGAAUCCACAGGUGAUGGAGCAAUGGAAAUCUCAAACAGGACUUGAUAUCUAUGAAGGCUACGGACAGACGGAAACUGUCCUCAUCUGUGGAACAUUUAAAGGAAUGAAAAUCAAACCUGGGUCCAUGGGAAAACCUUCACCAGCAUAUGAUGUGCAGAUUGUUGACGAAAAUGGCAACAUACUGUCCCCUGGUCAGGAAGGGGAUAUUGCCAUCCGGAUAUCGCCUCACGGGCCAUUCUCACUCUUCUCACAAUACACAGGUGAUCCACAAAAAACAGCCUCAACAAAGCGAGGAAACUUUUACCUUACUGGAGACCGAGGCAUAAAAGAUGAUGAUGGUUAUUUUUGGUUUGUUGGGCGAUCGGAUGAUGUUAUUUUAUCCUCAGGAUAUCGAAUUGGUCCAUUUGAAAUUGAAAGUUCUUUAAUUGAGCACCCAGCUGUCGUGGAAUCUGCAGUUGUGAGCAGUCCUGACCCGAUUCGAGGAGAGGUUGUGAAAGCCUUUGUUGUCCUCGCUGCUUCUUAUAAAGAUCAUGAUCCAGACAAGCUAACUACUGAGCUGCAGCAACACGUAAAGACAACUACUGCCCCCUACAAGUACCCGAGAAAAGUAGAAUUUGUUGAACAACUGCCCAAGACUGUGAGUGGAAAAAUAAGAAGAAAUGAGCUGAGAAACAGAGAAUGGGGAAAAGUUUAAACUUAUAAGAACUUUGUAAACAUAUUGUUACUUAUUUUGUUUAUCUAUAUAAUUACAUUUUUAAUUGUUACAGUUCAGUCUUUUCACAGCCACAUUUAAAAGGAUUAUAGAAUUAACAGCAUUAAAAAAAAAUCUAAUAAAA